This is a messenger RNA of Scomber japonicus (chub mackerel), 1626 nucleotides long. Its product is annotated as tripartite motif-containing protein 16-like. The record is from RefSeq and is a predicted model, not a curated record. Lineage: Eukaryota; Metazoa; Chordata; Actinopteri; Scombriformes; Scombridae. Gene Ontology annotation, molecular function: zinc ion binding; protein binding. Bases 1 to 1626 code for a protein of 541 amino acids. The transcript has a single exon.
AUGGCGCAGCAAGGAAAUCAAGCACACAAGGUGAAAUUCUGUUGUUCGAUGUGUUUGGAUCUACUGAAGGAUCCGGUGACUAUUCCCUGUGGACACAACUACUGCAUGAACUGUAUUAAAACUUUCUGGGAUGGAGAAGAUAAGAAGAAAAUCUACAGCUGUCCACAGUGCCAAAAGACUUUCAAAUCAAGGCCUGAACUUGUGAAAAACACCAUGUUAGCAGAGUUAGUGGAGGAGCUGAAGAAGACCGGACUGGGAGCUGCUCCUGCUGAUCACUGCUAUGCCGGACCUAAAGAUGUGGCCUGUGAUUUCUGCACUGGGACAAAGCUGAAAGCCAUCAAAUCCUGUCUGGUGUGUCUGGCCUCUUACUGUGAGCAACACCUUCAGCCUCACUAUGAUUCUCCUGCUUUUCAAAAACAUAACCUGGUCGACGCUUCUGCUAAACUUCAGGACACCAUCUGCUCUCUUCACGAUGAGGUGAUGAAGAUUUUCUGCCGCACUGAUCAACAGUGUAUCUGUUUUCUCUGCUCCAUGGCCGAACAUAAAGGCCAUGACACAGUCUCAGUUGCAGCAGAAAGGACUGAGAAGCAGAAGGAGCUCAGAGCGAGUCAGCAAAAUAUCCAACAGAGAAUCCAGGACAGAGAGAAAGUUGUGCAGGAGCUUCAACAGGAGGUGGAAGCCAUCAAUCAAUCAGCUGAUAAAGCUGUGGAGGACUGUGAGAACAUCUUCAUUAAGUUGAUCCGUCUCAUCCAGAAAAGAAACUCAGAUGUGAAGCAGCAGAUCAGAACCCAGCAGGAGACUGAAGUGAAUCACGUCAAGGACUUUCAGAAGAAGCUGGAAAAGGAGAUCACUCUGCUGAAAAGGAAAGACACUGAACUGGAGAAGGUCUCAUGCACAGAGGAUCACACCCAGUUUCUGCAAAAAUACCCCUUUCUGUCAAGUGUUGAGAGAUCUGCAGGCUCUCCCAGAACCAACAUUGAUCGCUUGUGGUACUUUAAGCACGUGGUUGCAUCUGUGGCAGCGGUCAGGUAUAAUCUGCAGGCCAUUCUUAGUGAGAAAUGGCCACAAGCAGAGCCGAAGAAAAGAGCAGAGUUCUUAAAGUGUUCAGGUCAGAUCACACUGGAUCCAAACACAGCAAAUGAUUGCCUGGUUUUAUCAGAAAGGGACAGAAAGAUAACAUAUAAUGUUAAAAAUGAACCAUAUCCUGAACAUCUAGAAAGAUUCAUUCACGCAUCUCAGGUCCUGAGUAAAGAUGGACUGACUGGACAUUGUUAUUGGGAGGUGGAGAGGAGCGGGAGCGUUGGAGUAGCAGUUGCAUACAAGAGUAUUGGUAGGUCAGGGGACUUUAAUGCAUAUGCGUUUGGAUACAAUGAUAAGUCUUGGGCUUUACGAUGUGACACUGCAUACACAUUCAGACAUAACAAGAUCUCAACUACCAUCUCAGGCCAUCAGUCCUCAAAAAUAGGAGUCUACCUGGAUCACAGUGCAGGUGUUCUGUCCUUCUACAGCAUCUCUGAUACGAUGACUCUCAUCCACAGAGUCCAGACCACAUUCACUGAGCCUCUCUAUGUUGGACUUUGGCUUUGCUCUGAUGGACACACUGCGAAGGUUUGUAAGUACAAGUAG